This is a messenger RNA of Trichoderma citrinoviride, 648 nucleotides long. RefSeq names its product putative maintenance of ploidy protein mob1. Gene Ontology annotation, molecular function: protein kinase activator activity. Gene Ontology annotation, cellular component: nucleus; cytoplasm. The transcript is spliced from 5 exons. The record is from RefSeq and is a predicted model, not a curated record. Bases 1 to 648 code for a protein of 215 amino acids. Lineage: Eukaryota; Fungi; Ascomycota; Sordariomycetes; Hypocreales; Hypocreaceae. Gene Ontology annotation, biological process: positive regulation of protein phosphorylation; cell division; signal transduction.
AUGUCGACUGUCAUCAACCAGAAGACGAGGAACCAGUUCCGCCCGCGUGCGGGCAAGGGCGGCGUCAACAGCUAUCAGCUUAGGCAGUAUGCCGAAGUCACUCUGGGAGGAGGCAGCUUGCGCAAGGUCGUCAAGCUGCCCGAGGGCGAGGACGAGAACGAAUGGUUGGCAGUCAAUAUGGUGGACUUUUACAACCAGAUCAAUCUCCUCUACGGCGCCAUCACCGAGUUUUGCUCGCCUCAGUCAUGUCCGGAGAUGAAGGCUACGGAUGAGUUCGAAUAUCUCUGGCAAGACAACGAGAAUUACAAACGGCCGACCAAGAUGGCCGCCCCGGCCUACAUUGAACAACUCAUGACAUGGGUUCAAGCCAAUAUUGACAACGAAUCCGUCAUGCCCAGCAAGAUUGGCGUCCCCUUUCCGAAAUCGUUCCCGGCCUUGAUUCGGCAAAUCUUCAAGCGCAUGUAUCGUGUAUACGCACACAUCUACUGUCAUCACUAUCCGGUGAUUCGGGAGCUGGGACUGGAGCCGCAUCUCAACACCAGUUUCAAACAGUAUGUGCUGUUCAUUGAUGAACACAGCUUGGCGAGCGGGCGUGAUUACUGGGGACCUCUCGGGGACCUCGUUGACAGCAUGUUGAAGAGUGACUGA